Nelumbo nucifera (sacred lotus) is the source of this 1979-nucleotide messenger RNA. NCBI's taxonomy places the organism in Eukaryota, Viridiplantae, Streptophyta, Magnoliopsida, Proteales, Nelumbonaceae. The record is from RefSeq and is a predicted model, not a curated record.
GUCCUCGCCGUUACAUCCUCUGACGUUCACCGUUUUCUCAUUCGGUCGAAGCGCCCGUAACUCUCUCUCUCUCUCUCUCUCUGAAAUCACAUAUAUUGCACAAAUAUUACACAGUGACCAGCAAGCUCAGAGAAGAGAGAUUGCUUCUGGUCUUUAUCAGUAGCGGGUGGAGUGGAAGUGGCGGUUGGGAUUUCCUAUACGCAGGUUCUUUUCCCCCGGCCAAUUUUCCGCCUUCCUUUCUUUCCGCCUGAGACUUUCCCAGCAAUCUAGCUCUCAACUCAACUCGGAGACAAGGAGAGAUAAUGAGAGGAAGAAAAGUGUGUGUUUUUACAUGAUGGAUAGUUGAGGGGUGUGUGCUCUCAUUUGCCUGCUUCUCUGUUAUUUAAUGCUAUCUCUUUCUCCUUUCUUCCAUUCUUCAGUCGUUCCUUCUCUCCUACUUUCUUUCCACUUUUGUCCACCUCUUCCUCACAAACACCUGCAUUUCUUCUCCUCGGGAUCUGAUCCAUUCACACUUGCUCCGACAAUCUUGACACUUUAACCAGAAGUACAAACUAUUUUCUCAUUCUGGAAUCAGGGUUCAACUCCCGAGGAAAACUAGUGUUUCUUGUUUGACCUUUCUUUUAGAGCUGCCGGUUUUUCUGGCUUCUUGUUUUUGUGUAGUAUUUGGAAGAAAUUCAGAAAAAAGCCGCCGUGUGGAGUCUCUAUCGUUUGCUGCUUGAAGAAACCAGGUUGAGUUGACCCAGAUCUUGUACGCAGGGGCUUAAGUCAGCACCACAGAAUCCUAGUCACGCCAAAACUUGUCGGGGAGGACCAACUCGUUGUUGUUCUUUUCAUCUAUUUUGUUCCUCUUAAGGAGAAUAUGAAUAGUUUUUCACAUGUUCCUCCGGGUUUCCGGUUCCAUCCAACAGAUGAAGAACUUGUUGAUUACUACCUUAGAAAAAAAAUUGCUUCAAGGAGGAUUGACCUAGAUGUCAUUAAAGACAUCGAUCUCUAUAAGAUAGAACCGUGGGAUCUUCAAGAGAAAUGCAAGAUAGGAACAGAAGAACAAAAUGAAUGGUAUUUUUUUAGCCAUAAGGAUAAGAAGUACCCAACUGGAACUCGCACUAAUAGAGCCACAACAGCAGGGUUUUGGAAAGCAACAGGAAGAGACAAGGCUAUUUACUCCAGGCAUAAUUUGAUUGGCAUGAGAAAGACCUUAGUCUUUUAUAAAGGUCGAGCUCCAAAUGGACAAAAGUCAGAUUGGAUUAUGCAUGAGUAUCGUCUUGAAACAAAUGAAAAUGGGACACCUCAGGAAGAGGGGUGGGUGGUUUGUAGGGUGUUCAAGAAGCGGAUAACAACAAUGCGGAAAGUGAGCGAACAUGAAUCUCCUUGUUGGUAUGACGAGCAAGUCUCAUUCAUGCCAGACCUCGACUCGCCAAAAAGGAUUAUUGCUCAGCCUCAGCCUGAUCAUAUGCCCUUCCACCAACCUUAUUCCUGCAAGCAAGAGCUCGAGUUGCAGUAUCACAUGCCUCAUGACGCCUUUGUCCAGCUCCCUCAACUAGAGAGCCCCAAACUUCCGCAUUCAGUAGCCAGUGUUCGUUGUAACUCCAUGGCUGGAUACGUCCUUGACAUUAAUAACCAUGGAAGCAGUCUUCAGUCCUCCCUCACGCAAGAAGAACAGAUGCAGAAAAGCCAUCAUCAGCACAAUGUGAAUAACUCCCUCUACAACAACAACAACAACAGUAAUGAACAAGCAGUGGAUCAAGUGACUACUGACUGGCGGGUUCUUGACAAGUUUGUUGCAUCUCAACUCAGCCAUGAACAUGCCUCCAAGGAAACAAAUUAUUCCAAUGCUGCCAAUGUCUUUCACGUAUCUGACCAAGUGAGCAUUCUAGUCAGACAGCCAAACAAGCAACAACUGGCACCCGAAUAUGCUUCCACAUCCACCUCUAGUUGCCAAAUUGAUCUGUGGAAGUGAUAUCUACGUACUGCAGUAAAUC